This is a messenger RNA of Boeremia exigua, 2685 nucleotides long. RefSeq lists its product as uncharacterized. NCBI's taxonomy places the organism in Eukaryota, Fungi, Ascomycota, Dothideomycetes, Pleosporales, Didymellaceae. Bases 1 to 2685 code for a protein of 894 amino acids. The transcript is spliced from 4 exons. The record is from RefSeq and is a predicted model, not a curated record.
AUGGCGACCAACGACAUGGUUGCAGAUGUUCUCAGCAUUGAAGAAUUUCCUGCGUACCUGAAAACACAGAAGAAUCUCUCGAGAUACGAUCCUAGCGUCGAGAGAAGGCCUGAUCAUCCUUGGUACCAGGUCGAACAGGCCCGGAUCGAUGAGCUGCUCAAGGAGUUUGCACAGGCAGUCGUUGAUCUUCUGAAGGGUCCUGCAGUCAAAGUAGCCCUUCUUGGUGCGCAAGGCGCAGGCAAGAGCCUAGGCACGAAUGCCAUUUUCGACUGUGAUGGUCUGUCGCUUACGGGAGCUGAUGGUGCUGCAUGCACAAGCUCCAUAACGCGAUAUGUCGGCUAUCGCUCAGGAGGAGGUGGUGGCAAUCGGUACUUCGCGGAGAUCAAAUUCCUCGAUGCCGAAAAGUGUAGGACUCUCCUCGAAGAACAUGCACGCUCGUACUACCAGCGCAUGCACGCAGACGAUGAUUCGGAUGACGAGGAUGCCAAGAAGGAUGGGAGUGGCAAAGAUGACGAGAUGGAUGUCCGCCUCAGUGACACAGCUUUAGAUGUGUUCACCACUUUAUUCGGCUCCAAAAAUGCGUUCCUUGAGCACUGGAGCAGAGAAGCAUACCUCAACAAGGAAUUCGUUCGCAUCUGUAAGCUGAAGUGCGAGGAAGCUUUACAGAAUGAAGGCGCGGAUAGACAGAGAGUAGUCGUCAAGAGCGCUGAAAAUCAGCACGCACUUGUUGAGCAGCUCAAGCCAUUCUUAACCAAAAUUCCGGAUGUCAAUUGUCUGUGGCCUUUAGUCGACAACAUCACAGUCAACUUCAAUAACGAUCUUCUGUCAGCCGGAUUGGAGAUCAUUGAUCUUCCUGGUUGGGGCGACUUGAAUCUGUCUCGAGCACGCCACGCCGAAGAGAUCAGUCACAACGUAGACGCCGUGAUAAUCCUGACGGAUACCAUCCGAAUCACUACUGAAGACAAGCUUAUCAACUCGAUACGCGCAGCCGUUGCACACCACGGCGCAUCAAAGGUCAAGAUCGUGGCCACAAAGAUUGACGCCAUCAAUAAGAACCAACUAUCCCAGUACAAAGGGGGCAUCUACGAUGAGAUCAAGCGAUUCAAGGAAAUUGCUGAUAAGGAAGAGUCUCUUCUUGAAAAUGCAGAUGAUCUCGAAAGUCUGAUAAAGAAAGACAUGAUAUCAAAGUACAUAUCAUACUUGGUCCGAGCAACAUUGCAAGCAAAGGUUACGAGCCGCGUGAAGGGCAUCACCAACGACUUUGCCGCGAAAUUGCAAGGCCGUACCACCAAGGAACUCCCACAGGUGUUCCACACGUCUGCGUCGGAAUAUAUGGAGUGGAUUAAGCCCGAUCGGAUCAACUUCAAAGACCAGCCAUCUCUCCCAGUGGAGAUGACAGGUAUUCCCGCCAUUCGGCAAUUUCUAUACACUCUCCCUGCAGAGCAAAACCUGAAGGAUUACGAAGACCAUAUAUACAACAUCCUUCCCGCAUUUCUGGACAGGAUUGAACGCACCGUUACUGUGACUGAUCGUGAUGGAGGUUUCACGAGCAUCUCCGAAGACUUUAGUGCGGUACGAAAGCCAUUCAUGACGAAAACACUGUCGGGUGUGAAGGCCAAGUUCCAAAUCUUUUCGCAGGCGAAGAUUGCUACGCUGACUCUAGAGUCACUGAAUUACAAAGAGCACGUUCAGGAUCUCCUUCUAGACUGGUCCGGUCUCAAGGCUCCAGCAUUCAACCGCAUCCUCAAGAACCGAGGCCUGGUGCCAAAGGGCUUAUCUAAAGCUCGAGGGCUCGAGCAAGGUGCAGACUGGAACAGGGACCUGGCAGUCAUACUGGCACCUGCCUUUCAAAAAUGGAUCAAGGAGCAUCAAGAACGCAUGCGGAAUAUGUUACCUUCCCUGGCAUACGCCUUCGAUAAAUUUUACCACAAGAUCAUCCGUGUGAUGAACGCCUCUGAGGCGAAUGUUCCCACCGUGGAGAAAGCAAAGCUGAAAUGGGCGCCGCUGAGAACCAAAAUGCUGGUGAAGCUUGAGUCGCUCAUGGACGAGGUUAACUUGAUUCAGUCCAAAACUUUCGAUUGGGCAAUCAUGGACUACGACAGACAGAACAGUCUGAUAUCAGAAGUGACUGAUAGCAUCUACAUUGAAGUGUUCAAUACUGCGCCAGCUUUGAAGCCGAUCAAUCCAAAUGCCAAAAAGCAGUCGAAGCAAUACGUCACACCCAAGCUGAAGUUCCAGAUGAACAGGCUGAACGAACUUUUCCUCCAGCCAGGCGACCACUUUGUCGACCGAGUUAUCAACCACUUCCAGUCAAGGUUGGAUAAGGACAUACGGCACAUACUGGACAAGCAUUUUGGACAUAUCGAAAAGCUGUUUGAUGAGUUCAAUGACAAGAUCCGAGCCCAAGGUCCGAUUCGUUACCAGCUUAGGGCUGACGGGGAAGCCAUUCGCGCCGACGUACAGGAGCGCAUUCCAGAGCUACAGGCCAGAAUUGACCAACUGGUAGCAUUACUGCCUGCUCGCGUCAGCUCAGACGAGAAGGCACAGGACAUGCAGGUCGAUGAUAUUGAUGUCAAAGAGGAGGACGAUUUCGCGGCUAUCCAUGAUAGGGUGGCUAAACGCACGAAGCAUGAGCCUCCUGUAGGUGGCCGUCUGGGUAAGAGAGUCAAGCAAGAACACCUUUGA